This is a messenger RNA of Physella acuta, 4318 nucleotides long. Its product is annotated as serine/threonine-protein kinase SIK2. NCBI's taxonomy places the organism in Eukaryota, Metazoa, Mollusca, Gastropoda, Physidae. The record is from RefSeq and is a predicted model, not a curated record. Gene Ontology annotation, cellular component: cytoplasm. Gene Ontology annotation, molecular function: tau-protein kinase activity; ATP binding. Gene Ontology annotation, biological process: microtubule cytoskeleton organization; intracellular signal transduction; protein phosphorylation.
CGGAAGCGCCAUGCGAGAAUAUCGGUAGUAAAGAAAAUGUCGGGUGUUUGGAGAAUUUUUCGAGGCCUAACACGAUUGAAAAGUGGCCUCGUAGAUCUAUACUUUGCAGAUUUAAUGAAAUCGAAACCCUAAACAAUGGUCAUGGCGGAUAGGCCGAAAGGGCAAAUCCGAGUUGGAUUUUACGAUAUAGAACGGACUAUCGGCAAGGGAAACUUUGCUGUUGUCAAACUUGCCAAACACCGGAUCACGAAAACAGAGGUGGCCAUUAAGAUCAUCGAUAAGACCCAGCUGGAUGAAGUCAACUUGAAGAAGGUCUACAGAGAGGUUCAGAUCAUGAAGCUCAUCAGCCACAACCACAUCAUCAAGCUCUACCAGGUGAUGGAGACAAAGAACAUGCUGUACCUUGUAUCGGAGUAUGCACCCAAUGGAGAAAUCUUUGAUUACAUCGCCCAAUAUGGUCGGAUGCCAGAGCAAGACGCUAGGAAAAAGUUCUGGCAGAUCUUGUCAGCUGUGGAGUACUGCCACAACAGGAGGAUAGUCCACAGGGACCUCAAGGCUGAGAACCUUCUGCUGGACGCCAACAUGAACAUAAAGAUUGCAGAUUUUGGUUUUGGAAAUUUUUUUGAACCCAAUGAACAGCUGGCCACCUGGUGUGGGAGCCCUCCCUAUGCAGCGCCUGAGGUCUACGAGGGGAAGAAAUAUCUGGGGCCACAGAUUGAUAUUUGGAGCCUGGGUGUUGUCCUCUAUGUCCUGGUAUGUGGGGCGCUGCCAUUUGAUGGCCCCAACCUCCAAGUCCUCAGAGACAGGGUCCUGUCAGGACGGUUCCGUAUUCCUUAUUUCAUGUCCUCAGAAUGUGAACAGCUUAUCCGUCGGAUGCUGGUCCUAGAUCCCACAAAACGCUACAGCAUUGCUCAAAUCCGUGCCCACCGCUGGAUGCAGAUAGACGGGGGCUACCCCCGCUCUGCCCCACCCUCACCUAUCAUCGGCUACAACGCAAGCGUUGGAGAAUUCAACGAACAAAUUCUUCGCAUCAUGCAAAGUUUGGGCAUUGAUCAGAAGAAAACUAUGGAGGCAUUACGCAAAGACGCGUAUGACCACUACACCGCCAUCUAUUACCUCCUGCUGGACAGGUUGCGCCACCACCGAAGUAGUUUCCCCACAGAUUCCAGAGUUGACGCUCGCCGGCGCCGCCCUAGCACCAUAGCCGAGCAGGCCAUGUUACAGAAUAUUCCUGGUCGUCCGUUGAUUGGAUCAACCAAACACGGAGGGUUCUCUCGCACCCUGGACACCCCCAGCGUUGGCACCGUCCUAGUGCCACGGAACUAUCCCCUCAGUGAAGCAGACAUGGUCCCGCCCACGCCAAACGUGGCACUCUGCAUGAGUGAGAUUCUCCCCCAGCCCUUCCUCAAGUCCCCCCAGGGUGGGGCUGUGGCUGGCAGUGUGAUAACAACAUCCAUCGAUGAGGGUGUGGAGGUGGAUAUCCUAGACCGCAGGGACUCUGACGUUGAAUCCAUGAUCGGUGGGGGUGCUGGUUAUCCGUCUCGAUCUCGAGGUUCCCUGUCUGGUUUCUGUACGGGCCAGCGGUCAAGCAUGUCCAGCUGCGGAGGCCAGAGCAGCAUGGUCAGCCUGUCCCCCUGCACCAGCACGGACUCUAGCCUGGGGGUGGACCUGUGCUCCCAGCUGUCCUCGCCCUUCCAGGCAGCAGUCCUGGCCAUGCAGCAGGAGGGGAGCUACAUCAACACCAGCCGUGGGAAGGCCCCCGCGGAGAACAGCCACCAGCAUCUGCUCACCCUGUACCCCAGCUCCAUGUUGAGUCACCUGACCAAUGUCAGCGGGGGAGGGGGAGGUGGACAUCCUCGCCAUGGGCGCUACUCCAUCAGUGGGCCAUCAGGUGGACCCUCGGGUGUGUCUCCGUUCUCAUUGAGGCCAGACAUGGCGCUGGGUGUCAACCAGUUUCUGCAGGUGAAUCAAGAUGAACAGCCGGUGCCAGAGGAAUUUCUACAAGACAGGGCUCAGACCAGGUCUCCAGUCAACUUCAGAGAAGGUCGGCGUGCAUCUGAUGGGCUGGUAGCUCAGGGCAUCAUUGCAUUCAAACAGAAGUUAAAGGAGAGCAUGCGGGCCCAGGGCAUGCUGGAACUGAGACAGGAACAUCAGCAGCUGCAGAACAUGUACAACACCAAACCCACUGAGAGCGUCAGCACCAGCAGUUGUCCCACAACCACCACCACAGUCACCUCAAGCACAGCUGUGACGUCAUCCAAGCCGCCACAGCCCCACCGCAAGCUGUCUGCGCCCCACCAUGGAGGCUUCCGUCAGUGGUCGCUGGACGAACAGUCCCCCCAGCGGCGCCGCCCUCUCAUCAAGAGGAUGAGCCUGCCAUCAGAGACCUUUGACAUCCAGCCACACCGCCUGCUGGCGUUGAAGCAAGCUAUACAGGUAGAAGAGCACCUAGAGAGGGCCAGUAGCCAGGAGAAUGUUGACCAGUCAGUCCAGGCCCCCAGUGGCCUGACCUCUGGGACUGGAGACUUUGUUGACAGCAGCCAACAGAGGCUGCAGCAGAAGAGGCAGACCUUCCAGAAACAUGGCCAGUUGGCCCAGCAGUUCCAGCAGCUUAAUCUCAAGCCUGGCGCCACUCCCACUUUUGCUGCUGUUCAGAUGGUGCCAGGCUACUUUGCUCAAGCCAUGACUCAGCAGUUCCAGGAUCAAGCUCCAGGACAAGUCUCAAUGGAUCAGAACUGUCUCACACAAAACUGUCAACUCCAGGAUCAUGGCGUCACUGACACCAGUUUUAGCCAGUCGACACAGAUGACAGUGCCAACUAUGGUCAAGGCCCAGACGGAGGCCAACAACUGGCCCCUCCAGGCCAUGGCCGCCCAACCUUUUCACCCUAUGAACCCACUGACCCAGGCCAACAUGAGCCCUUCAGUAUUGGACCCCGGCUCACACGGGGCGCCCUCUAGUACUUACAUGGCACAGACUUACGACACCAGCCACGGCGCCGAGCCAGAGACUGGCGCCCAGGAUUCUUUCCCCAGCCUGUUCCAGCAGAGGAUGGCCAUGUCCUCCUUCACGCACCAGCCCAUUGGGGAACAGCUGCAGCAGCUGGUCGUCAGGUCCCACCCCGGACUGGCCCCAGCCUAUGAUCAGAUCCUGCUGCAUAGUGACAAUCCCCUGGUGCCAUUUUCUGUGGCCUACAGGGAGGUGAUCUGUGAUGGUGCCGUCAGCUCCAACAGCUGCUGCGCCACAAGCUGUAACCCUUCCUAUGUUGACUCCAGCAAUAGUAGCCCUUCAGCAAUCUACCCCGCCCGUUACGAACCCACCCCUUGUUUUGUUGCAGACAACUCAAAGACUCCGGAACUCUCUGAUCCCUGCUCACAGACUGGUAUUUCAUGGCUUUCCUCCCCUUCUCCGUCCUACACGACCGAGCCAGACAGUCACUCCCAACAGAUGACCAAGAGUGACCUUGGCUUUCAGCGUGCUGAAGCUCCCCCUCAAGAUCACACAGGAAGUACCACGGUAAACAACGACCUAGACCAGAUGUAUGACCUGACCUCACCCAAAAUGUCUUCGGCCCGCUCCGCUCACAUGCAGCGCCAGUCGUUUGCCAGCAGACGUGAGGAAAGUUCCAUCGAAGCGGAAGAUCUGCCCACCCCCACACAGUGGCAGCGGAGGACUGGGGUUUUCAUGGCUGUGCACCCUUUUCAGAAUGAGAACACGUUUCCUUUUGUCUCUGGUGCUACCACAUCCUCUGUGACGUCACUCCCUCCCUCCACUGUGACAUCUUACCCUCCCUCGACUGUGACAUCGUACCCUCCCUCGACUGUGACAUCUUACCCUCCCUCCUCUCACUCCCCAACUACCUGGCUGUCUGAUCACACCAGCGCCCACCCCUCCUCCCCCCACCCUACCAACCCAAUGUCUGACCUGUACCCACAGUUCCAGUACCCCGUCUCCCCCCACCACCCUGGGGCUGACGGCCAGUUCUGUCAAUCAAACUUGGCCAGCGAGGGCCGCACGGGUAUGUUGUCAUGGGGUCAGAGUGAGGAACAGAUGGACUUGAGUUGACCCCUGUCUGUAGCUAACAGGAGUUGACCCCUGUCUGAAACCAACAGGAGUUGACCCCAGUCUGUAGCCAACAGGAGUUGACCCUGGUCAUAGCUUGUCUCAAUGGUGACCUGAUAUCUGCCAGAGUUGACCCUGGUCAUAGCUUGUCUCAAUGGUGACCUGAUAUCUGCCAGAGUUGACCCUGGUCAUAGCUUGUCUCAAUGGUGACCUGAUAUCUGCCAGAGUUGACCCUGGUCAUAGCUUGUCUCAAUGA